AUGACUGAAUAUUUAUUAAAGAAAAUUUUUGAAAAAACUCUUAUAAGUGGAAUUUCAGUUUCAAAAAAUAAAUUUAAGCAAAAAUAUAUUUUUUAUUCAACUUUAAAAAAUCGUUAUAAUUGUUUUAAUUCAAAAAAUGUUCUUUCAAACAACAACAUUGUAAAAAUUAACAGUUGUAACUCUCUAAUUUUUUUUAAAAAAGAAUUUACUACAAAAAAUGAAAAAGAAAAUAAAAAUGCUAAAGAAACAUCAAAUAACAAAAUAAUAAAUAUUAAUAACAUAGAGAUAGAGGGGAAAAAAUUAAACAAUAAGGAGGGAGAAACAUUUGUAUAUCAAAGUGAUAAAGAAAUUAAUUUAACAAAAACAUGCCAUAAUAAUGAAAAAUCCACAAAUGAAAGUUUAAUAGAGGUAAAUGAAGAGAAAAAUAAAAAAAAAGAAAAUGAAGGAAGUAGUGAAUUAGCAGAAGAAAAAAAAAAUAAAGAAUACUUAGUUUUAAUGUUUACAUGUAAAAUAUGUGAAAAAAAAAGUGCAAAAAAGUUUUCUAAACAAGCAUAUUAUAAUGGAGUUGUAAUUAUUAGAUGUCCAUCUUGUGAUAAUCUUCACUUAAUAUCUGAUCAAUUAGGAUGGUUUCAAGAUGGGAAGACAAAUAUAGAAAAAAUUUUAGAAGAAAAGGGAGAAAAAGUUAUUAAAAAAUUUUCUUAUAAUAAUUUAUUAGAGAUAGAUGAUCUGUUAAAUGCAUAUAAAUGA
This is a messenger RNA of Plasmodium gallinaceum, 747 nucleotides long. RefSeq names its product zinc finger protein, putative. Gene Ontology annotation, biological process: protein folding; protein stabilization; protein import into mitochondrial matrix. The record is from RefSeq and is a predicted model, not a curated record. Gene Ontology annotation, molecular function: protein-folding chaperone binding; zinc ion binding. The coding region runs from base 1 to 747 and encodes 248 amino acids. The transcript has a single exon. Lineage: Eukaryota; Apicomplexa; Aconoidasida; Haemosporida; Plasmodiidae. Gene Ontology annotation, cellular component: mitochondrion.